Messenger RNA from Diatraea saccharalis (sugarcane borer), 1849 nucleotides. The record is from the annotation of a GenBank genome assembly. NCBI's taxonomy places the organism in Eukaryota, Metazoa, Arthropoda, Insecta, Lepidoptera, Crambidae.
AGUGUGAAAUAAAUAGUUAGGGUGUACGGUGUAUAAUACAAUAAAUUUAGAUUCAGAUCAAAAUAAAUAAGUAGAAAACAUUGUGAUUUCUAAUGUUGAGAUUGUUGGUGCUUGUUGCGGCGCUGACUUUCACGUGCGCGCACAAGGGUCAUAAUCAUCAUGGACAGAGCGGCAGUACGGAAACGUCCCCAUCUAAAGAUCCAGUUACAGUAACCCCAUCAGGCCGCAUUCGAGGGUCUUGGUUGCAGACACGGCGCGGAAGACGCGUGCAGGCGUACCGCGGUAUUCGGUAUGGCGCCCCGCCCACCGGUGAACUUCGAUUCCAGCCACCAAAGCCGAUACUACAGUAUACAUCAGAAGUGGACGCGAGGACGGAGGGCCCUGCGUGUCCUCAACCAGUGAUUGAUCCUGAUUACUAUGUAGAUGAGGAUUGUCUGAGGUUGAAUGUAUAUGCACCUGAGAAGAAACCAACGAAGCCGUUGCCUGUAUUGGUAUAUAUCCACUCGGGUGGGUUCUACUCAGCCUCUGGUCGCAGCGAUAUCGCGGGUCCUGAUUAUUUACUCGACAGAGACCUCAUUCUUGUGACCAUUAAUUAUCGACUCGCAUCCCUCGGUUUCAUAAGCACCGGUGAUAAACAUGCCCCUGGCAACAAUGGCUUUAAAGACCAAGUGGUGGCAUUGAAAUGGAUACAGCGCAAUAUUGCUGCUUUCGGUGGAGACCCCAACCUCGUCACCAUUAGUGGCUGCAGCGCUGGCGGAGUUAGCGUCAUGCUGCAUAUGGUCUCGCCGAUGUCUAAAGGUCUAUUUCAUCGAGCGGUAUCCAUUAGUGGAUCUCCAAUCUCUCAAGUGGCCAUCCGGCUGCAUCAGAAGGAGCUAGCAGUAAAGCAAGCUCAGUUAUUGGGUUGUCCCAUCGAUAGUUCUGAAGCUAUAAUCUCCUGUCUCAAAACAAAGCCUUGGAGGGAUAUCGGCAAUUCACUCGACAACAUGUUUACAUUCGGCUAUGAUCCAGUGCUUCUUUGGGCGCCGAUCGUCGAGCCUGAUGUAGGGCAGGAGAGAUUCCUCACAGAAAACCCCUUGGAGUCGGUACAGAAAGGCAGAAUGCACCCUGUACCCUAUAUCAUCGGUCAAACUACAAAAGAAUUCUUCUGGAAGGCUUUCUCGAUUCUGGGAAAUGAAAAUUACACAAACAUAAUGAACUCAGAAUGGGAAAGAAUUGCUCCUGUGUCUUUUCUGCUGCCACCUGAGAAGUCCAAGGAAUCAGCGAAUCGUUUAAAACAAGCCUAUUUGGGAGGAAAACCUUUGAGGAACGAUUCGGUAACAGCUGACGGUCUUGGCAAAUUGUAUGGUGACUCAGUUAUCGGAUUUGGAGUUCACAGACUAGCAAAUCUCAUGAGCCACCGAUCACCUCACAAGGUUUUCUACUAUGAGUUCGCGUACAUCGGCAAUCAUAGCCACUAUGAGGACCCUGUUACUGGAAAGCCAGUAGGAGCGGCUCACCACGAUGAUUUAAUCUAUUUAUUUGGACUCACUGCGAGUUUUCCUAUCAUCCCUCUUGGAGAUACUCUGGAUUCCGCUACUGUUGACCUCAUGACCGGCAUCAUGUACAAUUUCGCAAAAAAUGGUGACCCCAAUCCUUUGGAAGGCGGUGGCCCCGUUUGGCCAGCCAUGAUUCCUCAGCGACGCCAGUUCCUGCGAGUGUCAUCCCCUCCUACCGUACACGAGAAUAUGUUCGAAGAUCGUUUCCGGGUUUGGGACGAACUCUAUCCUUUGCAGUAUUGAUGAUGGAGUUUUGAAGAAGUUAGUAAAACUCGAAGAUCAUGAAUACAAAAAUUUGGACCAAUAAAAAGCUU